AUGACGAGACCCACGCUGGACAUUUUGCUGAGAAAUAACACUGGCUCCUCCAAUGCCUACGCCCACGUAACUGGGUUGGAUAUCAACAAGAACAAUGCCGUGUUCCUCCUUGGAGCUGACGGUGUCACGGGCUACUAUCCGACAUCGCCGCCCAAUAUCUUGAACCCGCUACAGGUCGACUGCGCCAUCUCGCUGGGGUCACCAGGAUCAAUGCGAAAGGUGACGAUCCCCCAAAUCGCUGGUGGGAGGAUCUGGUUCUCCCGGGACGGCCCGCUCCAAUUUCUCCUGAAUCCAGGCCCGGCCGUGGUGGAGCCUUCGGCGACAAACCCGUCUGAUGCGAACUACAACCUAGAAUGGGGUUUCUGCGAGUUUACCUUCAACAGCUUCCAGCUGUACGUCAACAUCUCCUAUGUCGACUUUGUGAGCAUACCCGUGUCCCUGACUCUCGAGAAUGACUCGGGUAUGAUCACCAACGUACCGGGGCUCCCAAACAAUGGCCUCGACGCAGUCUGCGACGGGUUGCGUGCACAAGACGCCCGCGAAAACGUUGGCUGGAGCCAACUUAUUGUACGGACGCCUGACAAUACGGCCAACCUGCGUGCUCUCAGCCCCAACUCAGGCAUUGUCAUGAAGCCGAAUCUGUUCGAGGGAUAUUACCAGCCAUAUGUCGAUGCUGUCUGGGACAAGUACCGCUCCGCUGACCUGACGGUAAACACACAGGCCGAAUGGGGCGACGUUAAGGGCCGCGUAGGCUCAGACAAUCUCCUGACAUUCGGCAGCGUCGGGUCAUUUGCGCAGCCGAGCGCGCGUGAUAUCUUCAGUUGCAGCACCGGGCCGUUUGGCGGGUAUCCCCGGAACCAGGCCGAGAUGGGUGCCAUUGGCGCGCGCAUUGCAGCAGCGUUCAACCGUUCGACGCUCCUUGUAAACGACCAGCAACCCGAGAAUGAAAAGAUCGGGAACUACUACAGAGAUACCCGGACAAACCACUAUUCACGCAUCUGCCAUGAGGUCAGCUCUAACGGUCGUGGCUAUGCGUUCCCUUACGACGAUGUCGGCCCGUCCAAUGGUGAUGACCAGUCCGGGUCGCUGUUUGAUUCGAACCCUAAGCUUCUGACUGUUGGUAUCGGUGGAGAAGCUGCUUCCGGAACUCGGGAGGAGCUGUGA
This is a messenger RNA of Colletotrichum truncatum, 1164 nucleotides long. RefSeq names its product glucanase b. The record is from RefSeq and is a predicted model, not a curated record. Lineage: Eukaryota; Fungi; Ascomycota; Sordariomycetes; Glomerellales; Glomerellaceae.